This is a messenger RNA of Haemorhous mexicanus (house finch), 2229 nucleotides long. RefSeq names its product chromosome 17 C8orf33 homolog (gene C17H8orf33). The record is from RefSeq and is a predicted model, not a curated record. Bases 204 to 1367 code for a protein of 387 amino acids. Lineage: Eukaryota; Metazoa; Chordata; Aves; Passeriformes; Fringillidae. The transcript is spliced from 7 exons.
GGCCGCUUCCUCCGGCGGCGGCGCGGGGAGCCCGGCAUGCGGCAGGCUCCCCAAGGUGUGUUCCAGGAGGAGCUGGAGUGGUGCAUUUCACAAGUGGAGGCAGAGCUCCAUCUCACUCCACACCCCAACUAGCAGAAGAGACCCAACACACUUUCAAGGUCCUGCACUCCCCUGAGACUCCUCUCGCAGAUAAGCAACAAGUGAUGAGCAAUGAGUUUGGGGAUUGUGAUUGUCAUCUCAAGAUGAAUGAGGGUCAGAAGAGCAUGGAGAAAGGCAUGACCCCUGAUGUUGUGGAAGUACAGCCAAGCAAAGGGCAGGCUGCAGAUUGUGUGAAACAGUCUGACCCCAGCCCUGAGGCAAAGCCAGAGUUGUUCACGUCAUCUGGCAGCAGCUUCCAAUUCGAUUUUACACUUUCCAAGACCGACCCAGAAGCUGACGCUGGUGACAGUGGUGCUGAGCAGGUACAAAGCAAUGCCAGAGCCACCAAGCAGGAGAACUGCAAUGGUCCCUUGAGGUUUGCUGCCUCUGGACAAGAACCCAAGUUUGCUUUCAACUUUGCCAUCCCAGAUGAAGACUGUCCUCAUCUUCAGUUACUUCCAGCGAGCCAACAUACAGAGGACACAGCAGAUUCUUCACUGCCUGCUCAAUCAGCAGCUCUGCCACAGGCUGCAGCCUUGCAGAAGCCUGAAGUCACUCAAAUGACAGGGAAUGCACCCAAAGAGGAUAGAAAUGUCACAUCAAAGAUCCCCCAAACAGAGACAACGCCUGCAGAUGAGGCAGUGACAGAGAAAUCAACAGGUGGGGGAGCUGCCCAGAAGAAGAAAAAGAAGAAACAAAAAGCAUCUGUCAGUAAAAACAAAACAGAAGAAACUGAGACCAGGAGGAAGGCAAAGGCAAAAGCUAACAGCUGUCAAAAUACAGAUACUUCCCAUCAGGAUGAGAAGACCUCUCAGCAGUCAGAUGAGCAGCUGUGGAAAGAGGUGGACUGGUGUGUGAGCCAGCUGGAGCUCGGCUUGAAGACACAGAAACCCACUCCAAAGCAGGCUGAGGAGGCUCUCAGGGCAAUCAGGACGCUGCGCAGUGACAAGGCUCCACUGGUGAAGAAGCGUCAGCUCAUGAGAGCCAUGUUUGGAGACUACAGGAAGAAGAUGCAGGACGAGCUGUGCAGAGAGCUGAAGCAUAUGGAAACAGCUGCACAGUCUGCCAGGAUCGUGGAGUUGAAGGGAAGCAUCCACAAGAAUGGCCAGUUCAUCCGGAAGUGCUUGGGAGCUUGCAGGAAAGGCCAAGGUUCAGAGGGACACAGGACACUUAACACAGGCUUAUUCAGUUUCACAACUCCCCAAGAAUUUCACUUUAAUUUCUUCUAGAAAAGUCACUUUGACUAAAACUGUGCCAGAUCUGUAAAGUGAAGAACGGUGGAAAGGUGCUGUGCAGUAGGAAAUGUCAUGUGUGAAUCUCUGGAUCUUCUUCCAGGGUGCCUUAUCUAGAAGUUUAAACCAGAUCUGCCUACUAUGCAUAUGACCCCAAAACUCAGCCUACAUAAGUGCUCCUCUGUGCUCACACUGGAGAGAGGCACCUUUGACAGGGUCAGCAGUGUGGAAGGAUCUGCUUUCUUUCCUGUAGAAUUGACAUUAACUGUAGAAUCUGUCUUCUAUACCAUGAGACUGGUAUAGAGUCAGAUCCGUUGCUUUUAAAUAGAGCAGAGCCUUUCCAGCAACUGAGGUGGUAAUGCAUACAGCAGGGAAUGGUUUGGAAUCAAGAUCCAGAGCAGUGGGUAGCUGGGUGCUUCCACUCCCCGAGUCUGUGUGAAUGCAGCUUCUGGCAUCCAGCAAAUACCAGCAGCGUGUCAUCCUGACAUGGAGGAGCACGAGCUCAGGGUCUUUGGGGAAAAGUGAGUGAGACCUGUUCUUGCUCAUUCAUCUCUUUCACUGACAGGUACAGACCUAGAAUAAAACUGCACAUCAUGAUUUAAUCCAGCCUAGAGAUGUAAGGACAGCUGUUUCCAGGAAAACAGGGAAAAUUUUUGUUGCUGAAGCCAGGUUCUGGACAGCUAGGAAGGAUGUACAAUCAACUCUUAAAUAAAGUUUACUUUAUUAGUAGCUCAGUUACAACCACUAGUGCCUCAGAGGGAAAAUUAGCUGCAUACCAGCCUUGGGUGGUGGUAAAAUAAACUGUCACAGCCCAAAGACUCUCUUCCACUUGAUUUGUAUUAAAUUUUAGCUUUUUGAA